GCAACACACGUGUUAUGUACAAAAUAUUAAAAUAAUGAGAAUGUUGGUAAUAAAAGGGAAGGAAUUCUAAAGAAUAUAAAUAAUCACAUAGUGACCAUCAUUUGCAUUAUUUCCAUGUGUUUGUGAUAAAUAAUCGCUGUGAAUUUUUUUACUGAAGUGAUACCUAUGACUAACCUUUCCUAGAAGGGUGUGGAACAGUGCAUAAUUGAAAUAAGUGGGAAAAAAGUAUAUUCGUUUUAUUAAGUGAAAAUGUUUUAUAUAUUGGAAAGGCGGAAGUAAAAUAAUUGAAAAUAACCGGCUUUUUUGAUAUAACAUUUGGGAAACGGUGUAAAGCCUUCGACUUAUGAUGAGAAAAAUUACAUGGGUUGUUGUUAACUAUGCAAUCAUAUGCUCAAGAGUUGGUUCACGGUUCUGAUAACGGUUAGGAAUGUCAUAACAGGAUGAAUCAUCGACUCGUAGUUGUGACAGCUUGUCUUCUGCUGCCUUUGCUGACACGAAGUUCGACUAACUUCCUGGAUUUUGAUGGCAGAAAUUCGAAUGAAUUAUGUUUUAUCUGCACUUGCAAUGAUGAUAGAACUACUGUCGACUGUUCUAGAAGAGGACUCACAGAAAUACCGGACGGAUCUGGUGAUAUGGUACAGAACUUGAAUAUUUCAAAGAAUGAAAUAUCGGUUUUUCCAUCAAAUUUAAGCAGAUUUUAUAACUUGGUUACCCUUGAUAUCAGUUCGAAUCUGCUGAGAGAUUUGCCAGAAAAUGCUUUUCAUAAUGUUACAAAAUUAGAAUUACUAAAUCUAUCUAGUAAUGAAUUCGAAGAAUGGCUUAACUUAAACCCAAAUAACUUCAUCAAACAGGCCGUGAACUUGAAAAUAUUGGAUUUAUCGCAUAAUAAAUUUAGGACACUCGGAAAUUUGGCCAAUCGAGAAUUAUUGAUAAGUUCUUCGUUGGAAACAUUAGUCUUGAACGACUGUGAAAUCGGAUCCAUACACGGCAGGUCUCCAGUGAGUGGACUUGACAACCUAAGAGUACUAAAAUUGAACAACAAUCCUUUGUUAAGAAUUCAAGGCAUGGUAUCAACUACUUUGAAAAGUCUUUACCUGAGCAAUUGCCUACUCACUACGAUUGGUCAUAAUGAUCUGUUAUACUUAACAUCUUUAUUAUAUUUGAGAUUAUCGCGAAACUUCAGAUUAGAUUUAUCAACAGCUAGUACAAAUUUGUUUUCAGACUCCAUUAGAUACCUAGAUAUAUCAUAUUGUAACAUUAUGCAGCCCAGCUUACAAGGAUUCCCUAAUUUAAGAAAAGUGUUAAUCAAUCACAAUAUGAUUAGGUAUUUACGAAGUAAUGAAUUCAUGAAUAAUAGUAAGCUUGAACAUUUGGACUUGUCGUAUAAUAAUAUUGGAUCUCUAAGGACGGACACCUUCAAAGGACUCAGCAUAUUAAAAUAUUUGGACUUAUCGUGGAAUGAAAUUGCGAACGUACCCGAAGAUAGUUUAUUAGACAUGCCAGCACUGACGUACAUAAAUCUUUCGAGAAAUUAUCUGACAAGAGUUGGACAUUUGAGAUCUCUAUCCUUGAAUACGGUGGACAUGAGUCAAUGCGAAAUCACUACCAUAGGAAAAGAUUCCUUCGAAGGCUUACAAUCACUAGUUGAUAUUAAUCUCUCUCGCAACUUAUUAUCACAUAUUCCCGACAGUAUUUCAUCAAAUACACUCCAAUAUUUAAAUUUUAACUACAAUCGAAUAAGUUCCAUAAGUAACUACACUUUUUUUAUGCUACCAAGGUUAACGGGAUUAGGAGUUAUUGGAAAUAGAUUCACUGUUAUUUGGAACAAGGAUUAUUUCCAGUCAAAUCCGUAUUUGGAGCGGUUGGAUCUUAGUGAUAAUAUGUGGCGCUGUGAUUGCAGUGAUGAUAACAUGUAUGAUUUUUUCGAGUUUGUAACCUUGGAACCUAAUAAAAAAGAGGAAUCUUAUAAUUUAAUUUGUAACAGUCCGGCCAGUGUUAUUGGACGAACUUGGUUAGAAGCAUGCUACUAUACAUGGAACCCCACUGAAAAAGGGACUAGUCCGGAUAACGUCAUCUGGUUUAUUAUUGUUAUGAUUAUAGGUUUAGCUUUGUGUCUUAUCUUAGUUAAUGCUAUUAAACGAUCUAUGAAACGUCGUAUGGCGUCUAUACAAGCUGAGCGGGAAAGACAAGUGGAAGAAGCGAGAGAUAGGCUGAGACAGCUGCGAAUGAGAGCGGAGCAGGAAGCACUUUGCAAUGCUCCGGACCCUCGAGACUUGGUCGCCCCACCAUCAUAUGACGAAGCUCUCUCAAUGCCAAAAUUAAACGCGUCCUGUCGUUCUCUUUGCGAAGUUGGAACUGAGAAGAAUAAAAGGAAGAAAGGGCGCAGAAAAACAAAAUCUAGUGGAGACUUGCUUGAAGAGACGGAACGAAAUGGAGAUGUGACAAUUCUGAAUGAUUUGGGUCGUAGUCAGACUCCUGACAACAGUCGCAGACGAAGUCGACGGAGGCGACCAGCAAGGUACGGUAGUCAUGAAAUAACUGAACUAGAACAUUCGCCCGGGGCUCGGCGCCGACAUAUGUCUGAGUUCGGCGGUGACGGUGCCGACGGGGACACAGAGGACAGUGUUAUUGUAGAAGUGGAGGCAGAAGUGGAGAGGCCUCUGCGACCUAGAAACCGAAGUCAUUCUGUUGAUGAUGACGAACCAACAGAGAGUAAUUUUUAAAAUUUCCUCGUAGUAUAAGUAAUAUUUUAAUUAUAUACAUAUAAACGUACAAAUAACAAAUAAGGCAAGGGCACCCAAAAUAUUUCUGAUUUUCCUACAGAGAUACAGGCUGUUUAAAAGUAGUACAAUAAAUAUUGCUUAGUUCGUACUUAACAACUUACAUUAAUGAAACCAGCAAUCCAAAAAACCCAAAAAUAUUGGUUGUUCCGAAUAAAAUAUUCACAUUUUAUUUUAACGCAAUUAGUGCCGGGAACCCGCUCGGCGGGUUCUCUGUUCGAAGUCGCUUUCCUCUACAAAGCAGAAAAAAGCGGGUUAUUCCCACUAGUUACCACCAAGUUGUUACCAGUGGUAACUACUGGGAUUUUUUUCCCACCUUUUACCACUGGUAACUACAGGGGAAAAAAUUCCACUAGCCUAGCUACCACAAACUCGGUUUGGUGGUAACUACUGGGAAUUUUUUCCCAGUAGCUCCCACUGGUAAAAGGUGGGAUUUUUUUUCCAGUAGUUACCACCAAAAUUUUGUAACAGUUCAAUACUUAUAAAAACAGUAAAAAUAGUAUAGUAUAAAAAAAAGUGCUUUAAUCAAUAAUUAUAAGUCGAUUAGUGUUUCAGUUAACUGCUUUAAAAGUGAUCAAACAUAUUAAAACCGGUGUAAGUGCAUAAAAUUAAAGGUAAAAUUAACGUUUGGUUGAAUUUUAUCUUAUUAAUUGUAAAUCGAAUUAAUUGUGACGUUAACCUGGAUCAUUGUCGAGGGCGCUUACGCUGCACUGCGUAGCGCAACGUUGUAUUUAUAUAGGAGCAUCGCUGAUAAUGGCGUUAGCGCCAGCGACAAUAAGGUCCGUUUCAAUAAGUAACGUCACAAUUAUAUGAACAAACAAACAAAUCAGUGAAAGACCGACUAUUUUUUAUCACUUUUAAGGUAGUUUACUGAAACAGUAAUCGAAUUAUAAUGAAACUAUAAUUAUAACUAAUUAAGUUAUAAUUAAUUGGACUUUUAAUUGAUUAUUGAUUAAAGCACUCUAAAUUUAUACUGUUUUUAUUAGUAUUGAACGCUAACCAAAUUUUGGUGGUAACUACUGGAAAAAAAAAACCCUCCUUUUACCAGUGGUAACUACUGGGAAAAAAUCCCAGUACUUACCACUGGUAACAACUUGGUGGUAAGUGGUAACUAAUCCGAAAAAGCUGGGGUCGGCUACGAACCUGACGCUACGAAAAUGUUGGCGGUGAAUGUGUUAAUAUAACACGAAAUAUAUGACAUCGCAGAUUUUUGCUGCGAUAAAUUACAGUUACUAUUGUAGGUACCUAAGUCAUAAAAGAUUGGUACAAAUCAUAUUUCGUCACAAACAUUCAUGUAUACUUUCAUUUCGCAAAGUAGGUAUGCACUGGCUAAGUUAGCACCCUAUUAAUUUUAGUAGGUAUACAGUACUUACGUAAAAAAAUAUCUUCUACAUCAAUAUAUAAUCUUUAUCCAUAUUAUUCACGAAAUAAACUCGAUAAUUUAAAUAUUUAUAUACGGCUUAUGUGAAGGGUACUCUUGCUUUAGUUGUAAACCAGUGUUAUAGAAUUAAGACGAAACGGGACGAAGUCACAUGACCUCUUCCAUGCAAAUGUAAAAAUACAAAUGUUGUUCCCAAUUUCCUUUUUGGGUACGGUCAGCUGCAGAGAAAAAGUACCCCCCUGCAUACAAAAUUUCUAUGCAGAGGGGUACCUUUUCUCUGCAGCUGACUGACAUUUUAUAAAAUAUCUUUACGCUAUUUGGUAUAAUAUAACAACAACUGUGCCCUUUCGUUUGUUUUUUUUUAUGUUAUAACAAUUAGGAGCUUAUAAAAUUUGUAUGAUUUUAUUUUUCGUUCCUAACACUUAUAAUAAGUAAUAAAAAAUACGGCCAAGUGCGAGUCGGACUCAUCCACCAAGGGUUCCGUACUUUUUAGUGUUUGUUGUUAUAGCGGCAACAGAAAUAAAUCUGUGAAAAUUUCAACCAACUAUAUCAUGAGAUACAGCCUGGUGAUUGACGGACAGAGGAACAGAUGGACGGACUGCGGAGUCUUAGUAAUAGGCCGUUAAUAUCUUUACCCUUUGAGUACGGAACCCUAAAAAUUGGAAAAAGUCAAAUGAAGUGGCAUAGCUAUGGUUAAUAUACAAUACAUUGUGUAAUAGUACAUUACUAUAGAAGCUGGGCGGGAAGCGAAGACUUGCAGGCUAAGUAGGAUAGGGAAACGCAGCUGGCAACCCCAUUUCUCGCGGAGACGUGUUUUUCUCAAACAUGCAAUGAAAAAACUAGUCACUUUGUUUUAUUCGUAAGUUUACACCGCUAAAAUCUACUACUAUUUGAUGGUAGAAUACCAAGACGUUGUGUGAAUGCCAAAAAGAAGAUUGCUUUCCAGGCUGUAUGAAAUUCCUUUAUGUAUCAUCUUCACUCAUCGCACCGGAUACGUAGUAUUUCCGGACCUAAUUUGAAGUAAGUAGUGUCAAAAUUUCAUUGCCAGUUUGAGAAAAAAUAUUUUACUUGAUGUGAAUAUCUAGGAAGGAAAAUCGAGACCACGUUUAUAUGGGGAAGCGGUCGUCCACUAAUAUGCUCUUAAGACUUUUUUUGUAGCAGUGAUCCUACCGAAAGUAUUUAAUAAUACUGUUUUUAUUAACCUA
Molecule: messenger RNA, 5366 nt
Organism: Cydia pomonella (codling moth)
Lineage: Eukaryota; Metazoa; Arthropoda; Insecta; Lepidoptera; Tortricidae
Product: insulin-like growth factor-binding protein complex acid labile subunit
Exons: 4
Coding region: 441-2723 (760 amino acids)
Molecular function (GO): protein binding
Source: RefSeq, a predicted model, not a curated record